This is a messenger RNA of Protobothrops mucrosquamatus (brown spotted pit viper), 1590 nucleotides long. RefSeq names its product sushi repeat containing protein X-linked (gene SRPX). The record is from RefSeq and is a predicted model, not a curated record. NCBI's taxonomy places the organism in Eukaryota, Metazoa, Chordata, Lepidosauria, Squamata, Viperidae.
AGCAGCGGGGACCCAACUUUUCAGCCGCCGAGGACCAUGACGGGGACUUCGGUAUGCUUGGCAGUUCUGCUGGCGGUGGGCUCGCACUUCAGCCUCGAUACACCAUGGUGCUCUCCUAUCAAGGUAAAAUAUGGCUAUGCAAAUUGCAGAAGUCCUCAGGAAGGGUAUUACAGAAAUGUCUUGGGGACCACAUGUGAUAUUCGUUGUCAGAAAGGUUAUGAACUACAUGGUCCUCAGCAUCUUAUUUGCCAGUCAAACAAACGCUGGUCUGGGAAAGUUCUCUGCAAACAAAAACGCUGCCCAACACUUUCUAUGCCACCUAAUGGAGGAUUCAAGUGUGUCGAUGGUGCAUACUUUAAUUCCAGGUGUGAGUAUUAUUGCUCACCAGGAUAUCAGUUAAAAGGAGAUAGAGUAGUACAAUGUAUGGAUAAUAAAGCUUGGAGUGGAAGACCAGCUUCUUGUGUUGAUAUGGAGCCUCCAAGAAUUCAGUGUCCAAGUGUAAAGGAGAAAAUAGCAGAACCCAAUAAAUUAACAUCCCGGGUAUUCUGGGAUACUCCAGAGGGACGAGAUACUGCUGAUGGCAUUUUGACAGAUAUUGUCUUGAAAGGACUUCCACCAGGAUCAUAUUUUUCAGAAGGAGAUCACAAAAUCCAAUAUACUGUGUAUGACAGAGCUGGGAAUAAGGGAACUUGCAAAUUUUUGGUCAAAGUCAGAGUUAGGCGCUGUGGAAAAUUGAAUGCCCCGGACAAUGGCUACAUAAAAUGUUCUGGUGAUGGCGACAAUUAUGGUGCAACUUGUGACUUUUCCUGCAUUGGUGGGUACGAGUUGCAGGGAAGUCCAGCAAGAGUUUGCCAGUAUAAUUUAGGCUGGUCGGGAACAGACCCAACCUGUACACCUAUGAAUAUUAAUAUCGGUGUGAGGACAGCAGCAGCUCUUCUAGACCAGUUUUAUGAAAAACGAAGGUUGCUUAUUAUAUCCACUCCUGCUGCAUCCAAUUACUUUUACAGAAUGCAGCUGGGAAUAUUGCAGCCAGCUCAAUGUGGUUUAGAUCUGCGGCAUGUUACAGUGAUUGAGUUGGUUGGGGUUUAUCCAGCACAACUGGGAAGAAUAGGAUUAAGACUGAUGCCUGCUGCCUUGGCUGUACAACUCAGGUUGUUACUUCGUAUCCCUCACUAUAACUUUUAUAUGGUAGUAGUUGAUAAACAUGGUGUGGACAAAGAACGAUAUCCUUUUCCAGCAACCCCUGCUGAGCUCUUUGCACUCGUUGACACUUUCCCUUUGAGAAAAGAAGAGAUGAAAUUGCAAGCUGAAAUUGGCCGGUCUUGUCCCUGAUUUCAGACUAUAGACGUUCAGAUGCUGCCUAAAUUUUUCUGGUGCUACACAAAGCGUGAGAUUAUGAAAGUCACUGCUGUACAGAACCCUUUUUCUUGUAUGUAUGUGUUUAGGCUAUGGAUGUUGCAAAACUUCUCAUUUAACCUAUAAAUGAUGCCUCUUUAUCUUGUCAAAGAUACGAAAGGUUCUUGUAAGGAUAUUGAAUUGCUUUGGUUGACCCUCCCAUGUAAAUGUUUUCUUUCACAGAUCUUUUAUUAA